Rosa rugosa (rugosa rose) is the source of this 1415-nucleotide messenger RNA. RefSeq names its product disease resistance-like protein CSA1. The transcript is spliced from 3 exons. The record is from RefSeq and is a predicted model, not a curated record. The coding region runs from base 84 to 1013 and encodes 309 amino acids. NCBI's taxonomy places the organism in Eukaryota, Viridiplantae, Streptophyta, Magnoliopsida, Rosales, Rosaceae.
AUGAUGAUGAUGAUGAUUUAGUGUUUCCUUCACUACUUUACUUCGAUGCGGCAGGAUGCAAAAUUUCAGACUCCGGUUUCCUUAUGACAGUUGGUUGUGUCUUCACCUUAAGAAAGCUUGAUCUUUCAGAAAGCAAUUUUGUUAGUCUUCCCGCUUGCCUUGCCAAAUUUAUCAAGUUGGACGAGCUUUUCUUGAAAGGGUGCAAGAGGCUUCAAGAAGUUUCGGAGCUUCCACCAUGUUUGAAACUGCUAGAUGUGGGAGGUUGCGUAUCAUUGGAAAAAAUUUCAAAGUUAUCGAACUUUUUAACUUUUUUUUUUAUAGAUGGGGCCCAAAGGUUAUCAAACAUUUUGAAACAUCAAAAAUUGCAAAUGUUUGAGUUGCUGGAUUUGACCAAUUGCUGGAGACUGUGUCACAAUCUGGUUCAGGAGGCAGAGAAGAGAGGUUUGUUAGUGAAUGAUAAUAAUCAUCAUGUGAAGGCUGAUCUUUUCUCUCUUUUACUCUCUUCUCAAAAGUCUCCAUUCAGUGUUCUAUUUCCAGGAAGUCCUGAAUUUCUAAAGUGGUUCCCCUGUCAAGAGGAUUUCAAAGGGUCCCGACCGUUUGAAUUUCAUAUUCAAGUCCUUGGUAAUUUCACAUGGCAGAACACAGGAUUGGCUCUAUGUGUUGCUUGCAACGAAUUUAUAUAUUGGGAUUUCAAAAUUCGUAUCAAUGAAGAAAUAAUGUGGAGUGAAUUUGGUACUCCUUCCGAAUUGAACGGAGCCUACUAUACUGGUGGGGCUCGUAUAUGGCUGCACUAUAUUCCGUUCAAUAGGAUGUCUUCUACGCGUUCGUCUGGUUAUAGGCGUCCGCUGCCACCUUUUGAAUGUCGAGUUACUAUUUAUGAAACAAGAAUCUCACGUAACCAUGUUCCCUUGAAAAUAAACUGCGGAAUUUACCUGGUGAUGCCACCAAAUGAAGAGUGUAUGAAAUUAUGCCAUGCACAAAACUUCACGGAUAGACUCGAAGCAGAGAACUAACUUGAUGAUGAACUCUAUUCAAGUGACGACUAUGUUGAUGAACUCGAAUUAAGUGACUCUGACAGCAAGUUGGCAACUAGCUCUAGAGAAGAAGGGCCAUCAGGACUCAGGAGAGGCCGAAGUCUUUAAUUGGGAAGGCUGGUUACUAGAUUGCUGAUGCUGAUGGACCAAGUGUUGUCAAUGAGAUCUGUAGCAUCACUGCGCUUGCUUUAAUGCAUCACUGGAAUGACUAGAGGAAAGUGAAGGCACUAAUUCUAUGACUUGCUGGAUAACGGUGAAGAAAUCAAUCUUAUUGAUGACGUGAGAUGUUAAACUGCUAUAUUAGCCCAUCAUGAAUUUAUGCACCAUUUCUUUUUCUUUUUUUUGAAGACAAUUAUGCACAUUUCAAGUUUCAACAGUGUU